AUGCAUCUAUGGGAGGUUAUUGAUGAAGCACAUAGUGCUUUCAUUGCAGGAAGAAAAACUAUUGAUAAUGCCUUGCUUGGUUUUGGAUGCUUGCAUGUGACUAAGAAAGCCAAUAGGAAAAUUAACAUCUCCAUAGCCCUUAAGCUUGACAUGUUCAAAGCCUAUGAUAGAGUGGAGUGGACAUUCUUAGAAGCUAUUAUACAAAAGAUAGGUUUUUGUUGGAAGUGGAUUGAUCAAAUCCUUAACUACAUCUCUUAUGUUGCUUCUUCUUAUUUGUUAAAUGGUGAUAUUGAUGGUAACAUUGUCCCUUUGAGAGGACUGAGGCAAGGGGAUUUUCUCUCCCCUUUCCUCUUCCUUAUUUGCGCUCAGGGGGUGUCAAGCCUAAUUAAUGCUGCAAACAAAAAGCUUAUCACAAGGCUGAAAAUUGUAGAGAGCUGUAGCAUUUCCGACCUCUUCUUUGCAGAUGAUAGUCUGUUAUUUGCAAGAGAAAAUCUAAGAGAGUGUAGACUGAUUAGAGACUUAUUGUAG
Mercurialis annua (annual mercury) is the source of this 528-nucleotide messenger RNA. RefSeq lists its product as uncharacterized. Bases 1 to 528 code for a protein of 175 amino acids. The record is from RefSeq and is a predicted model, not a curated record. Lineage: Eukaryota; Viridiplantae; Streptophyta; Magnoliopsida; Malpighiales; Euphorbiaceae. The transcript has a single exon.